Molecule: messenger RNA, 435 nt
Organism: Ophidiomyces ophidiicola
Lineage: Eukaryota; Fungi; Ascomycota; Eurotiomycetes; Onygenales; Onygenaceae
Exons: 1
Coding region: 1-435 (144 amino acids)
Source: RefSeq, a predicted model, not a curated record
AUGGACAACAAUAGAAAUUUAAGGCCUGGCGGAUAUGUCGAGAUGCAGGAUAUUAACGUCCUUUUUGGCUGUGAUGACGGCAGUGUGAGGCAGGGCUGCGCAAUAUCACGAUGGACCAACCUUCUGAUAAAAGCAGGGAAUAUGCUUAACCGCCCCAUAGAUGUUGCAAAGGAUCAUAAGGCCCGAAUGGAAGCUGCUGGUUCUGUCGAUGUCGAAAUUAUCUGCAAGUGGCCACAGAACCAGUGGCCAAGGGAUAGAGAGAUGAAAGAGAUCGGCAUCUGGACAAUGGUUAACACUCAGCAAGGCAUGCAGGCAUUGCCGUUGGCCGCCCUUAUAAAGGGUCUUGGCUGGACUCCUGAAGAGGUGGAGGCUCUGCUGAUUGAUUUGCGCAAAGAUGUUCGAGAUAUUAGUAUGCAUAUUUACUGGCCUAUGUGA